Molecule: messenger RNA, 1586 nt
Organism: Bactrocera oleae (olive fruit fly)
Lineage: Eukaryota; Metazoa; Arthropoda; Insecta; Diptera; Tephritidae
Product: DNA polymerase III PolC-type
Biological process (GO): DNA catabolic process
Cellular component (GO): cytoplasm
Molecular function (GO): nucleic acid binding; 3'-5'-DNA exonuclease activity
Source: RefSeq, a predicted model, not a curated record
GAUAACAAUUACAUCUUUAUCGAUUAAAGGCACCUAUCACUUUUGUUUAACAUCAUUUAUUUUAUAGUUUCUUCUUAUACUAAAUAAUUUCCCAAAAGAAAUUUUUCAUGUUAAUAUACAUUUAUUUGUUCGAUAAUAAGCCUAAUUCACUUAACAUUAUCCAUUUGCUGAUACGAUACUUAAGAAUCGAUGGUUAAAAUAAUCGAGUAUAUCUGGCUAUUUGAACCGUAUAAACAAACACAACAGCGUAGCCGCACAAAACUUUGCCAGCGACCACCAGUGAAAGGAUAUAAUUUGAAUAUUUUUACAGAUCAAAUUAGUUAUGUCCUCAACAGAAAAGGGACUUCUUUCUGAUGGCUGUCGAAUAGCAUCUUUUGUGGUGCUUGAUUUGGAAACAAAUGAUUUGCCGUAUAAUUUCUCGAAAAUCGCUAUUACUGAAUUAUGCAUGUAUGGUUUUUCAACUAGUGAAUUGGAAACAGCACCAAUAAAAUUGGAAGAGAUAGACAAUGUAACAUUAGAGUUCGACCGACCGCGACAUUUGCAUAAGCUUACAAUGCUAUUCAAUCCAAGACGACUUAUACACCCGAAGGCUGAGGAAAUUACUGGUUUGAGUAACUACAGUCUUGAAAAGGAGUCACAUUUCGAUGAGAAUGCUGCUGGUAUUAUCACAAACUUCCUUAAGCAUAUGCAACAACCUGUAUGUUUGGUCGCACACAAUGGUGUUACGUUUGAUUUUCCGAUAGUCAAACAGACGUUCAAAAAGUUAAAUUUAAAUCUGCCGUGCGAAACCCUAUGUAUAGACUCCUUGCUUGCAUUUCGCGUUUUGGAUCAACAAUUGCAACUCCUAUCUUCACCUACCGACAUAUAUGAUUCCAGUGUUAGCCGUACUGAUAAAGAUCAAUCCGUAAUAACAUCUAAUUUUGAUAACACAAAAGAGACUGUUGUGGAGGCAAGACCGACACUUUUAGACCAACUCGAUGCUGAAACAAAAAUAGACUGGCGAGCACGUAACGAAACAACACCUAAACGACCCAUCGUUACAGGUGUAAAACGCUCGCAUACCGAUAACUCAAAAAGUUUAAAUAGUUCUUUUAAAUCAAAACGAUCACUCUUUACAAACAUUCGUCUUGACAAAUAUCCACCAAAAGAUGUGUAUAAGUUGGAAAAUAUGUAUAAACGAUUUUUUAAGAAGACACCCAAAAAUGUGCAUUGCGCUGAAGCAGAUGUGGAGACUUUGAUGCAUUUAAUGCGAGUGUAUGGGAGUAGUUUCCUUACAUAUGCAGAAAAUAAUGCGGUUCGUUUCGAGGAUAUAUCACUAAAACGCUGACAAAAAUAAACACGAUAUGGAGUAUCACUCGGCAUACCUGUUUGCCCAAUUGACAAACCAAUAUAAGUUAAGCAUGCUAUUAUUAUUUUAUUAUGGAGCUACGUAUGCAAUUGUUAUGGAUCAGUGAUGCAAUUAUAAUUAACUAUAUUUUUGAUACCUUGGACAUUAAGAAGACGUAGUAAUAAAACAUACAAUUGUUUUGCUAUGAAAAAUCUGGACAUAGUGUACCAAUUGUUGCAAGAGUUUGCCCCGUUUCAUA